AUGGCCUACCUCCUCUACUCCCUAACCCUACUCGUCCUUGUGUUCGGCACGCUCCUCUACCUUACCCGCAAUUUGUGGCUCCACCUCCUCCCGGACCGUUUCUACGACCGAUUUUUCCUCUACUCUCGCCUGCCAUCAUCCUUCACCGGCGACAUCGAAGCCGGGCUCUCGAGCAGCACCUUUGAUCUAAGCGGCAAUGUGGACGCCAACGACGGGCGCUCAGGCUUGGACGACGCUGCCAAGCGCGAGAUCCUUAGUAUUAUGAAGAAGCGCCGCAUGCAGUUUGAUGACGCGCGCAAGGCGUACAUGGAGCAGCGGUUUAGCGCAAAUGGCAUCGGACCUGAUGGAAGGCCGAGGGAUCCGAAGUUUGUUAGUUUUUCAUGA
Messenger RNA from Pseudomassariella vexata, 384 nucleotides. RefSeq lists its product as uncharacterized. Lineage: Eukaryota; Fungi; Ascomycota; Sordariomycetes; Amphisphaeriales; Pseudomassariaceae. Bases 1 to 384 code for a protein of 127 amino acids. The transcript has a single exon. The record is from RefSeq and is a predicted model, not a curated record.